CUCUCUCUGUCUGUCUCUCUGAGCCGAUCUCAAAGUCGCCAUUUUUGUCCUGCCUGCCUCUUCGCGGUCGGUCACGUCAAGCCUUUUUUUGACCCUGCAAAACGGAUUUAAAGUGCCGGAUUCGGACCGCAAACAGUGCGUUACGGGGCGCGGAACUGUCCGCCAGCGUUGGAGUGCCGAGUGGACGCGCAGGAGCGCCGAAAUCGGCCGGAAUUUGGAGCGGCUUUGUCGAGUGGAAAAAAAAGAAAGAAAAAAAAAGUUGGUUCGGAAGUUUUUUUUUUGUGGAGCAGGAGAAGGAGGACGGGGGCGGAGAGAGUUACGGAGCGGCGGCGACGGACCAGUAUCAAGAACAUUCCGUGUGUGUGCGGUGCGUGUUAAUUCCGCGGGGUCACUUGGCCGGGAGGGCUUCGAUGGUGGCCGCGGCAAGUAAAUAAAGCGGAAUCCCGGAACCGGUACGACGACGACGACGAUGAGUUCGGACUCGGAUGAUGAGAUUUUGGCCGGUGGCGGCAGUGGCAUCGGGACACGGCGCCAGCUGAGACGAAGAGCAGGAGCGGCCGGAGCUGGAACAGGUGCCGGAAGACGCCUUCGGGACGAGGAUUCUGAGGAGGACAGCGGCAGCGAAAUCGAGCAGGCCCGCCCGAAGAAGGGGAAAAAGAUUCCGCUGCCGGCGGAAGAGGACGAGGCCGGUCCCAGUGGAGUGCAGCAGAAUGCAGCCAGCGACAACGACAGCUCCGCGUGGGAAUCGGACUGGAACAGCGACGAGGAGAAGCUGCUCAAGCAGGGUGGCCAGGAGGCUGCGGCCGCCCUGGUCAGCAAGCUAGGCUACGCGUCGGAUUCGUCCACGAGCAGCGGCGACGGCGACAAAUGUCCGAUCUGUUUGCUCUCGCUGAACGACCAGGAGGUGGGCGUUCCGGAGGUGUGCGACCACAUGUUCUGCGCGCCCUGCAUCGAAGAGUGGGCCAAAAACGUGACCACGUGUCCGAUUGACCGGAAGAACUUUGACGCGAUCAACGUGUACAAGAGCGUCGACCGGAAGCAGCUGGUUCGCAAGAAUCAGGUCCAAACCAAACCCGCCGAUGAAGUGCCGGUGCUGGAGGACCACGAGCUCACUUAUUGUGAGGUGUGCCGACGUCCGGAUCGCGAGGACACGAUGCUGCUGUGCGACGCGUGCAAUCUGGGCUUCCACAUGGAGUGCCUCAGUCCACCGUUGGAGAUCGUUCCGGUUGGGUCGUGGUACUGCGACUGCUGCUUUGCGUCCGCCUCCGAGGAGGACGACGAAGAGGUCAACGAUCUGCUGAACGAUCUGGACAACGAGAUGGGUGGAUUGCGUCAGACGCGGCUGCGCCAACGAAUGUACAGCCCGCCGCGGAUUGUCCGUACGCGCCAGAGCGAGCGCAUCCGUUCGACGAUCCUAACCCGAACGAGCACGGCCGUCCGGCUGAACGUGGUCCAGGACGACCAGCAGCCGGGUCCGUCAUCGCGAAGAACUGCCAGAGCACCGACAACGGCGGCGGCAGCGGCUGCUCCUUCGAGGAGUGUCCGCAAGCGGCGAAAGCGUCGCACCCGGAGAAAGAUCCUGCACAUGAUCAUCUCCGAGUACGACGUCAACAACGACGACGAAAAGUUUGCCGUGCGCCGCAAGAAGAUCUACAAGACGCUGAAGCGGUUAAGCAAGAAGCGGUCCAAGCGCAAACGCACGUCUCGUGGCAGUCGCAGCACGCGAAAGUCGGCCGCCGGCGUUUCGUCCGGCAUGGAGGGGGCGGUGGCGGAUUUGCAGCAGCAACGCUUUAGCACCGGCAUUCCGACGCUGAAGCUGUUUGGCGGAGCGAACGAUCUGGACUACUUUUCGGACGAGGAAGGCGGGGAUGAUUUGGAGGCGGAUGUUUCGAUUGGAGGUCGGGGUGAGACGGCCUUGCAGAGUGCCCGUGCCGCGAUUCGCAAUCCGUUGGGCAGAAGACGAGCGCUGAAGAGUGGGUUUGAGCCGAGUUCGAGCAGCGGGCCGGUGGAUCUGCUGGGGAGCAUCAUGCAGGAUCAGGCCCGUUGGCAUUCGAAGCAGGGCACGAAGGACAUCAAGAUUGACAAUGGCAAGAUUAUAUUCCAAGCGGAAGUUCCCUCGAAGAAGACGAACCAGGUGCCGGGAACGUCACAAGCCGGGCUGGGGCAGAACUCGAGUGGAAAUGCUGCACUGCCGGAGACGAGCAGCGCUGGUACGGCUGAUUCUACCAGUUCCAACGCUGCUGGUGGCAGUGGAAGCACGGCUGGGCCGAGUUCGUCGUCGGCUGGGGCGUCGGUUGCCAGUUCCUCUUCCGGAGGAGCCGGUGAAAGUGGGGGAAAUGGUCGGGGCAACGAUUUGUUUGACCCACUGGACACGUCCAUCUUUGUUGAUCUUCCGCCGUUGAAGGGCAAGGAGAACGAAAAGGAAGCGCAGAAGAAAAAGGACGAAACUGAGGAUCCGAUGGACACGUCCAUUUUCGUAGAUCUUCCUCCGAUUGGAGCGCCAGAUAAGGAUAAGAAGAAGAAGAACGACGAAUUCGACAUGUUUGGAAAAGAAAGUCCAAUUCCACUGCCACAGCGACCGCCCACUUCCCAAGUACCGUUGAAUCCGGCACCGGAAAUCUCCACGACGACCACACCGGAUGGGGCCGAGCCGGGACCUUCCCGCGGAUUCGGCAAGUUCAAGUUUACGAUGACUAGCGAACCCGACAACGACAACUGCCCAAACAUGUCCAUGUACUCGUCGGAAACGCUCGAGUACACGAAGAAUACGGGUGGCGGCGAAGAUCCGUACGACCCGUUGGACAGCGAACAAAAGACGGACGACGAGGGAGGCGAACGGGACGAGGAUCUGGUUCAGCUAGACGACGAAGAUCCCGUUGAGCAGUCAUCUCCGGCCAAACCUCACGACCAGCAGGAAGGCAUCCCCAACGGAACGGACAAGCUGCCAACCGGAGAUCCCGACCACGAUGCGUUCGAUUCCGACUCGGAGGAUGAGCUCAAGCAGAUCGAAGAAGUCGAAGGACCCGAACCGGAACCAUCGACCGAGCUGGAAGCCCUUACCCCUCCGCUAACAACGACAGUCGCGGCAUCCAUGGUCACUUCCAGCACGGCCGUAACGACGGUUGCCUCGGUGGCGUCCUCCGUCGACGAAGGCAACGGUCCCAUUGCCAGUUCCGCCCAGGGUGGCGAAGAAGAUCGCAGCUACACACCCUGCCUGGACGAAAAGUAUCAGGAAGCACGGCGCGAGCACGACCGCAGCGGAAACACUCCGGAUCUGCCGCCGGCGGGUUCGCCGAAAGAAGGUAUUGAUGGCAUGGACACGGAGCUAAUCUCCGAGGAGGAUGAAGAUACCUUCAAAGAAGACGAAACGGCAGCGGCGUCCACGUCGAAGGCCACCUCGUCCGGCGCCGCCCGCAGGAAAGACGCUACCUUCAAGAAGGUAAACAAAAGGGGCAAAGAGCGCAACUAUCGCGGCGACAAGGACAAGGACAACAGCGGCAAGAAGAAGGAUCGUAGCGACAACAAGGAGAACGAUUCGCGGCGUUCGCGGGAUCGUGACAGAGAUCGCGAUCGAAACCGGUCGUCCCGUCGUCCCCGGCGGAAGGAACUGCCCCGUUACGACGUCCGCACGGUGAUUGCCGAGAAGCGUCCGAAGGUGGUGAAAGAUCCGUUUGGGCGAGAUGUUACGCCGAAGCCGGUUUCGAAGACGCGCAGUCGUUCUCCAGCCGAGCGGCGCCGCGAGAUGUCAAUUUCGUUGAGUCCGGAGCCGCCUCGUCGCUUCAACAGACGCCGAUCGGUAUCGCCGAGGUUCAACCGUGCCCGGAACCGAACACCGCCGACAUUCUUCAGACGGUCGCGAUCGCCCGAAGCGCCGCCUGGAGGUCGCCCGGUUCGGAUGAGGUCGGUCAGUCGUUCGCGGUCACCGAUCGUACAUCGGCAUCGCCCGUCGAGAUCGGUUUCGCGUUCGGCGUCUCCGCCGGGUCGUCACGGCGGACGGGUUCCGGUAAUGGCGCCCGAGUCGCCCCAGCUGGGACGGGGUAAGGCGAAGAAGCCCAAGAAGAAGAAGGGACGUCAGGCGGCAUCGCCGAGCAGAAGUCGCAGUCCGAGCGAGGGUCGUGGCGGCAAGAAGAAGGGCAAGAAGAGUCGCAAGAAGAAGAACAAGCAUCGCGGGGGUUCGCCGUCUGGGGCGGCAGGUUCAGCACAGAAGAAGAAGAAGAGUCGUAGAAGGUCGACUUCGCCGAUGUUGUCACCUUCGCGGUCCCGCUCCGGUUCGCCGAUUCCGGGCCAGACAACGGGAGUUCUGACCGAGCGGUUCGCCAAGGUACGACAGCAGAACUCGUGGACUCCACCGCCGCCAACCAGGCCCAAAACCAACGGCACCAAUCUGACGGUGAUCCUAACCAACGAGGAAGCCCUGGCCAAGCAAGCCAAGGAGCGCGAGCGGAAGCGGAAGGAAGCGAGACGUCGAGACCGGGCCCGGGACAAAAAUCUGCCCUCGAAGGAAGUAUUUACAUCAGGUGAUAAUAUAUUAGUUAGUGUUAGUUUUAACGACAAAAACUUGAAUAAGGAGAACCAGCAGGCUGCCGGCGGCGAGGGCGGAGAAGUUUCGUCCGCGGCGGCACAAAAACGGAUGAAGGACAUUGCGAAGAAGCGCGCCGAAGCGGAAAAAGCCAAACGCAAACGGCUGGAGCGGCUCAAGAAGACCCGCGGUGAAGCGCCCAAACCGGUGGUCAUUAUCGACCUGGACCGGUCACCGUUCCGCGUAAUUACCCCGUCCCCUCGAGCGGUCAUCGUACUCAGCGACAGUGACGUCGAAAAGGAGAAGGAACGUCGCGAAGGCACAUCCGGAGUUGCCAACGGCGGUCAAUCCACAGCGGAGGCGAAUGCCACCGGCGGUGCGUCAACCUCCCAGCGUAAAUCACCCGCAGAACGACACGACGAGGACAUGUUCGGACCGAAGACACCGCCCGGAUUCCCGAGCCAACCGCAACCCUCGCAGGGCAAACCCGCGGCGCCAAAGUUCACAAUGCAAGUCAAGUCCAAGUCGACGAACCUCCGCCCGCUGAACCCACUCUACGAACCGGGCGAACUCGACGAGGGCAAAACGCCCGAGCGAAUGGACAACGCCGAGAGCUCCAACUACAACAUGGUCGGACCAAACACCCCUCCGGAACCGGCCCCCCAAUCACCCUCCCCGGACGUGUACGACCCGUUCGAACCGACCAAAUCUCCCUCACCUUCACCCUCACGCCGAGACAACGCCUCCAUCGAACGCCUCUCCGACCUGGACGAUGCCGUCCUGCCCUCGAGCAGCGGCAAAGUGGAUGGGCCCGACUCGGGUGCCGGCGGUGACCCCAAAGCCGACUCCCAGAACGCGGACGAGUCCAUGAACGGCGACCAGGAACCGCCGCCAACCCGCGGAAGCAAAAUCACCAUCCUCAGCAACAUUGUCAUCAGCCAGCCCUCGAACAGCGGCCAGGGCGUGGUCAGCGGUUCCGGCGUGUCGUCCGCCAACCAGCAGCUGAACAGCACCGGCGACGACUCGGACGUCAUCUUUGACGACUUUGUCUCAUCGUCCGCCCCCGCCCCCAGCAACAACGUCGGCUACAGCACGUCCAGCUCGGCGAAUCCCAUCAAGUCGUACAGCACGGCGGCCAACUCGUCGAGUCUGAUCUCGAAACUGCCACUGCCGCCGGGAGCCGCCGGCGGUCAAAAGUUCAGCGACUUUAUCAACCCAACCGACUCGCCGUACUCGCCGGGGGCUAGCGACUUUGACGACCUGUUCGAGCCGGGUGGUGAACUGGACUCGCCACCGCCGGCCCCGACCAAGCAGUCCUACAAGCCGACCAAGAUCCCGACCAAGGGCGCCAAGAAGGGUGGCGGAGGCGGAGGUAACUUCGACAACCUGUUUGGCGGCUCGCCGGCCAACAACUUUGGCAAACGCAAGAAGGGCGGUCACAAGCGAAGAGGCAAACCCAAAGGAGGAGACGACGAGGAAGACGUGUCCAAGCUGUCCACGAAGGAGAGGUUUAUGAGGAAGUUGAACCGUUUGGAGCGGGUCGUGGAGGAGGUGAAACUUGUCAUCAAGCCGUUCUACAACAAGAAGCAAAUCAACAAGGAGGAAUACAAAGACAUUCUGCGGCGCGCGGUUCCGAAGAUUUGCCACAGCCGAACGGGCGAGAUCAACCCGAUCAAGAUCCAGAAGCUCAUCAAGGCGUACGUUCACAAGGUGCGGGCCCGGCGGCGCCUCGCCAAGAAGGGCGGUGCCGGUGGUGGUGGUGGCGGCGGUGGCGGUCCCGUUGGACUGCCCGGCGUCAACAUCAACCCGAUGAUCAUCUAAGAGCACGACGCACCACAGAUAUCCAAUUAUGGUGGAUAGAAAAGGUGUCCUGAGUGAGUGAGAGUGAGCGAGAGAGAACAGGUAAGGAUUUUGAGUGAAAAGAACGUAGUUUGCAUGUAUUGGAAUCGCGCCGAUUUGUGGAGAUUUGUUUCUCCUUCUUCUUUUCUAGUAGUUGUGGGAAUGUGGCAAACAGAUGCGAAUAUGAUAAUUUUACUGAUUGAACAAAUUCUGAAAAAGUAUAAUUUAAGCAGAAAGAAUACUUUGAAAAGGAAUUCCUUACCGAAUGUGUAACGCUAAGUUAUGUUGUAAGCAACAGGAUAAGUAAACAAAAUCUAGAGACAACACAAACACACAUGAUCACGCAUCAAUUUCACUCAUAAUAUUGUGUUAAAAGUUGAUACACUCGACAGAUGGAGAAAAGAAGAAGAAGAAGUUGUAGUAAAAAGGGUAUUUAUAAUAAUUAUCACGAUUAAAUAUUUAUUGAAUAUACAACAAAUUAUUAGAGUUAAAUGUAAGUUGAUUAGAUUGUGCUAAUUGUAGAGAUCGAUGUCUCUUUAAGAUAACACACACACACACAUAUUGUCGUCAGUGUAAGGUUCUCCAAUUAAAAUCUACCUGACACUAACAACAAAUGUUACAACCUCGGCAAGCACCUUCUAUCGUGUCGCCCUUGCUGAAACAAAAACCUCUGAUGCUUCCUCCGAAUCACGAUCGUACUCUCUUACUGGAGCAACUUGUGCAAAUAUUAAGGAACAAAAAAAACAAAUCCACCCUCGCGCUUGAACAUUAUCCAGUAGGAAAGCGCAGAAAUCGCAAACAAAAAAGUACUCUUUAAAACGCAAUUCAGGCGCAAUACAUUAAACUAACCCCACACUAAAAAAAAAAGAAGCAGCACCUACUACAACACUAUAAUUACACAGAAUUACUAGUUCCGGAACGACUACCGAUUACUACAACUUACACGAGUUCAUUUGGUCGUCAUUUACAUUUUUCGAAUGUGAGUAAUUUUAAAUUUGUAGUAUUGCUUCUUCUAGAAAAAAAAAAACCAACAUAUGAAAACAACAAAAAAUACAAUUACAAUUACGACAGAGAGAAAUGCUAAAUAAAAAGUGAAUAGUUUAAGAAAUAA
Molecule: messenger RNA, 7469 nt
Organism: Culex quinquefasciatus (southern house mosquito)
Lineage: Eukaryota; Metazoa; Arthropoda; Insecta; Diptera; Culicidae
Product: PHD and RING finger domain-containing protein 1-like
Exons: 6
Coding region: 470-6340 (1956 amino acids)
Source: RefSeq, a predicted model, not a curated record